This is a messenger RNA of Pristis pectinata (smalltooth sawfish), 2766 nucleotides long. RefSeq names its product CASP8 and FADD-like apoptosis regulator. Lineage: Eukaryota; Metazoa; Chordata; Chondrichthyes; Rhinopristiformes; Pristidae. Gene Ontology annotation, molecular function: protein binding; cysteine-type endopeptidase activity. The record is from RefSeq and is a predicted model, not a curated record. The coding region runs from base 469 to 2016 and encodes 515 amino acids. The transcript has 10 exons. Gene Ontology annotation, biological process: proteolysis; negative regulation of extrinsic apoptotic signaling pathway via death domain receptors.
AAUGAAUAGCCAGACCCAACCAACGCCUUGUUUAGAGGGCAGCAGAGGCUAGGGCAGCAGAGGCUGGGUCAGUAUCGGCCCCAGGCGCAGCCCGGCCAAGCCGCUUCCGGUUUCCCUUUCGUUUUCGUUUGCAGCGAGGAUCGAUCCCAAGCGGCGCGAUUCCGGUCGGUGAGAUCCGGGGCGUCUCGUUGGUUCCAGUUGUCGAGGCGGAACAGCACCAAGCUGCGUGGGCGCAGGCCCGAGGCACGCCCGGGCAUUGGCCGCUGCUGAGUGAGCGGAGGUGGCGCCGAGGCGACGGCUGGAUCAGUCAGGGGAGCGGCAGGCCCCAGGCCGGUCUCCGUCUGAGUUUUAUUGGCUGCAAAAGAGAAGUUGGUAGCGUCAGGAGGAAUAAGAUCACACCACGAGAAUAUCCCUUGAGAGAAUAUUAGCUUCUGAGAAGCCGUCGGGAAGCUUGCUCCACUUUCUGCAAUGUUUAAUCAACGUGAUAAGGAGAUCAGAAGACAGGCCAUGGGAAUAGCUGCUGAACUAUCCCAAGAGGAAAGUGCUAUCAUUGUGUUUUUGUGCACGGAUUUUGUCAAAGGCUACUCGGUAAUCGGGGAAGUGAAAGAACUGUUUGAGAUUCUGAGCAAGCAGAACCUGCUGAAGCUCGACCUUCUAACUGAGCUGCUUUUUCGGAUAAGGAGACUUGAUAUCCUGAGAAAAAUGAAGGUAGACACGAUCAGUUUGGAGAAUAAUUUGAGAGCUGGUAAAGGAUACGUGACUUCAUACAGGCAGCUGCUGGUGGACAUCAGUGAAAACCUCUCGCAAGAAGAUUUGAGAUCUGUCUUAUUUUUAUUGAGUUGUCAAAUUCCAAAAGGCCGCCUGGAAACAGUGAAGACUUUCUUAGAUUUAGUUGUUGAACUGGAGAAAUGUGGCAAAAUUGAUGAGAAUAAUUUGGCUGUGGUGGAAGAUUGCCUGACCAGUAUUCGGAGAAUCGAUCUGAUGAAGAAAAUCUCAAAAUACAAGCAAAUGGGUGAAUGUGUUCAUUCUGCAAGAAGAUCUGAUGCCUAUCAGAACGUUAUUCCCGUUUCUAUUCCCCGGCAGGAGUGUGGAUUUGGUCCGGAGCACAUUGAACAAAAUUGGGUGAUAAGCAGUGUGCAGCCUGUGAUUACAAACCAGUUAUUGAGACAGCAUGUUCACUCAAAUUGCCCAGGGGUAUCAGUGGCCGUGUCUGAAGAGCACAGAGAGACAACACUGAGCAGUCCCAUGCCCGAGUCAGCUCAGGCCACUGCUCCAGGAACAAGCUGCGCCGUACAGCAGAAUAUACUGGGGACUUACAAGAUGCAGAGUAACUCCACUGGCCUUUGUUUAAUCAUUGAUUGUAUUGGAACCGAUGCAGAUCUGUUGAAGAAGACAUUUGAGGCCCUGCAUUUCCAUGUCCUCCUCCACCUCUAUGUCGAGCUGAACGAGAUGGAAAAGAUUUUGAAGGAAACAUCAGAACGGGAUGACCUGGCCACUUUUGACUGCUUUGUUUGUUGCAUUGUCAGCCGUGGGACACGGGAUUGCAUCCUUGCGGUUGAUGGGACUAGCCCUGGACUUUACUUUGAGCAAAUCCAGCGCUAUUUCAAAGGGCAGCAGUGCCGCCCCCUUCUGGGCAAACCCAGGCUCUUCUUUGUUCAGGACUUCCUCAUGGCUACGGCAGACAGCGAAUUGGAGAUAGCUGGUGCCCAGAGUAAUGGAGACCCAAUUCAAGUUGAUGGCAAUGACUGGGAGGAAAUAGUUCCUCAGGAAGCAGAUAUUCUGUGGUGUUGCUGCCAGGUCUCUCAGAGCCUGCUUCACCAGGCACCUCAACAACCAUCCUCCUUCAUGUGCACUCUGUCAAAGUAUCUGCGAAAAUAUCAACACAAAUCGGAUUUGAUUUCGAUACUAACAGAAGUGAAUAGGAAGACGAUGUUCAGAAAUGAGCAACUGAGCCAACUGCAGCCCACGCCUCUCAUCCUGCGACACACCCUGAGGAAGAAGCUCAUCUUUCCCUGACUGCCAUCACAAAUCCACGCAUCACUCUGUACUCUGCGUUAGGAAGUAGAUGAAGCACUCAUGACCGGUGAUGAAAACCUGUUGACAGUCCGUUAGCAGAUCAGUCUUUCCAACUUGUCUUGAAGCAGUGAUACCUAGGUAUUUAGUUCAAGAGGGGUGAGGCACGUCCUCAUGUUGGGGAGAGGUACUGGUGUCACUGUGGGCUCUCAGCCAAAUAAGAGUGGUCCCAGCCAGUGAGGUAUGCACGAGAGUGAAGGGGCACCUAGACCAUCAUGAAGAUCUGAAUUGCUAGGGGAGGGGAUCUAGGUGGAGGAAGUGGGCUUAGGCUCAGAGGCUGGCACAGUGGAGCACCUGGUAGAGCUCUGGUGCUGUCUCAUGUGGCAUUUGCACAUUCUCCCUUUGACCAGGUGGGUUUCCUCCCACAUCCCAAAGAUGUGUGGGUUGGUAGGUUGAUAAGCCACUCUGAAUUGCUCCUAGUGUGUACGUGAGUGGUAGAAUCUGGCAGGGAGUUGAUGAGUAUGUGGGUGGACGUUAUAAGGAAAAUAUUGGGAAAAUGAUGCACGGAAGGUUAUAGGAAAAAUUAGUGUGGGAAUGGGAAUGUGCUGUGAACCAGAAUAGACUCAGUGGAUUGAAUGGCUGCCUCCUAUGUCAUAAGGUCAUCCUAUGCACACCUUUAAUUUUUGCUACAUCAUAAACUUAAUGCUUUCUUCUCAAUCAACAUUUGAAUAAAAUCUCUUAUCAUUUGUCUUU